Molecule: messenger RNA, 11637 nt
Organism: Amphiprion ocellaris (clown anemonefish)
Lineage: Eukaryota; Metazoa; Chordata; Actinopteri; Pomacentridae
Gene: adgrg2a
Product: adhesion G protein-coupled receptor G2a
Exons: 36
Coding region: 361-9825 (3154 amino acids)
Biological process (GO): cell surface receptor signaling pathway; adenylate cyclase-activating G protein-coupled receptor signaling pathway
Cellular component (GO): membrane
Molecular function (GO): G protein-coupled receptor activity
Source: RefSeq, a predicted model, not a curated record
UGGGGGUGUGUCUUUAUUUCCUCUGCCGUGCAGACACCUCACAUUUCAGAAUUUUCUGAUUUCCUGAACGCACCUUGAUGCACACACACACAAACACAAACACACCCACAAACUCCAGCCACCUGACGCUACAGAUGAUGCUGUAAGAGGCAGGCGGGAUACCAAAGAAACAUCAGAGAGCAACUGAGGACAGAAGGAGACGAGUUGGGACACUUUUUUGGGUUCAUGAAAGACAGAUGAACAGGAACAUGGGAAUGAUGGAUGAACGUGCAGACCAGAGUGAAGAGGACAAGUCUUCCUCCAUAGGAUCCACUCAUUUUUAAAGAAGAAUAUUCACACACAAGCAUAAAAAGACUGCAGAUGCUUUUGAGAAGAAUCAGGAGGAUGAAUAGCCUUUGCUUCAAAGGACUGUGGAGAUGGAGACUUCGGUCUCUUCUCUUCAUCUGUUUGCUGCUGCUGGCAGCUGCUCCACCUUCAGCCCUUGGCUAUUUCCUGGGAGACACUAAGGCAGUAUUAAAUGGCUGCAAAGACCACUGGACCCUGCAGGACAGGGCCGCCAUGCCGCAGCUUUACCAGAUGACCGUAUGUGUGGACGUUCGUGUGGUUGUUCCAGGACACUGGGUUGCCUUCUCUUACAGCUCGGUCCACGCACCCUGGCCUGAGUUUGGUCUGGAGGGAGACGAGCACGCAAUAUAUGUGCGAUUUCUAAGAGUCCGACACCAAUUUCCUCUGCAGCUCUCCCUGUUCUAUUGGCACCAGGUGUGUCUGAGGAGAGACGUACUGGGCAACACUUUCAGCCUGGAGGUUGAUGGGAAAAUGGUGUCAACGAGGACGGUCAUUGCUAACGCCAUCCCUCCCUACGGCUCCCUGUGGCUGGGCUGUCGUCCCAGAGAGCAACCCCCAACGGGCAAACUCGGACAGGUGGAGCUGUACUUGUUCCGCAUGUGGCCAGACCUGGGUUACCAUUGGUUCUGUGAGGAUGGCACUGUGAUUGGCUGGGAGUCCCAUUAUUGGGGGGUGACCAGUCACAAAGCUAUCCAGAGAGACCCCUACCUCCUCUGUGCCUUGAAAUGGUGGAGACGUCGGAUUCGUGUUUACAGGAAUACUAAUGAUGCUACUACACGUGGAUUGAGACGGUCGUUGCUGCCUUCACCUGACAUUCCAUCUUUAAUCCCGUCCUCUAACACCAGUCCGGCCAAUCACAUCUCAGCAAGCACCCAGACAUCACCAACCACAACUCUGCCUGCACAAAUCACAUCUGGAACAUCAUUCUCAUCAGCAUCUCCACUGUCAGGCUGUAACGUCAGCCAACUCUGCUCCAAUACAAGUGCUUACUACUGGAUGCCCAUAAAUGUGGAGGCCGAAGACGGCAACAAGACUGAACAAGAUGUCCGCAAUUUGGUGUCAGAAGCGUUUGUUUGUCACACUGACGGCGGUGAUGCAGCACAAGCGGUAACAAGCUUUAUGGAUUUCUGUCAGGGUGACAGACAACUUCAGGUAGCAGAGGUGUCCUGCAGUGCAAAAAUCAAUAUAAGCCAGACAAGCUGCGAUGUGCUGUUGCUGCUCAGUCAUGCUGUCUCAGCGUGUGAUCUGCAGCGAGCCGGAGUCUCUGCACUGCAGCAAGCUGGAGAACGAAUGCGAGCGAGAAUCAUCGGGGAGGUGGAGAGAGUCGGUAGGAACCUGUGUGAGGAUGUGGAUCCCUCUAGUGGCGGGUUUGUGAGAUGCACGUCCACGUCUCCUCUGGAUGAUAUCUGUCAGUCAAACAAGUCCUCCACGCUGACAUGCUCCCUCUUAGAGCCAAACUCCCAGCGAGCUCCGCUAACCAGCACAGACUCCUGCAGCAGUGGAGCACCUCGCCUCUGUGAUUGCACCGCUUUCUGUAAUUCUACAGGCCACUUUUACGGUUUAAGAAUCAACAUGAACAGUGAUGCUAUUAAUAUUACCUCCAUCAGAAGCUUGUUUUUAUACUCUGCAAACAAUUCGUGUGACUCACCGUCACAAUGCACGGCUUAUUCAGAUAUAUUGCAGCGCUACCAGGGUAUUCAUCUGGAAUGUCAGGAAACACCGCAGAGGUUGUACAACUGCAUGCUGAUACUGGAGAUGUCUGGACCCGUCAAUGGUUGCUCCCUGAAUCAACUUGUGCAACAGAAAAUUAACGAAACCAGAUCUGUGACAAGCGAAGGCCCCCUCUCUCGCCUGAUGGUGUGCGGUCCUGCUGGUUUGUCUGUUCGUUCUUGGUUGGCGUCCAACCUGACUUGGGUCACCGGUGACCUGCCGACCUACGAUUUUUGCCAACCCGAUCCCACGCAGCUACAGUGUGAGGCAAAUGAGACCUUUGCUGUUCUUCUGACUGACAGCUGCCCUUCUGAGCCUUCCACAGCAAAUCCAAACACAGCACAACCUUCUACACUGACCAGCAACAUCACGACAGAUCCUACAUCUACACAACCAUCUGUGACCACUGAACAAACUUACUCAAUAUCUGAAAAUGCAACAGCGCUGCCAAAUACAACAGCUGCACAUGCAACAAUAAGCAGUACACAGUCUUCGACAACACAACCUGCCACCCAAAUAAUCUCGCAAAACAUGACUUUGACCAUCUCUAACAACACAACUGUACAAAACAGAACUGAUAACACAACAGUGGCGACACCCACUGAAAGCACCACUACUACUGGUGGCAACCUGAUAUUACAAAACACUACAACUGCUCUGAGUAAUUCAACACUGUCUCCCAGUCACGCAACAGCUGAUACAACCACACCUUCUGUCACUCAAACAACAGAGUACAGUGCAACUACAGUUACACCUUCUAUCAAUAACACAACACACAAUGCAACUGCAACUGAAGCUAUUAGACCCAAUAACACAACAUACACUGCAGCUACAGUUACAGUUUCUCACAAUGACACAACACACAAUGUUGCUACAGUUACACCGUCUCCUACUAACACAUCAACACACAAUGUAACUACAGCUGAAGCAAGUGGAGCCAAUGACACAACAAUACACAAUGAAACUACAGUUACAAAUUCUCCUAAUGACACAACAACACACAAUGUAGGAACAGCUACAGCUACGCGUUCUACCAAUAACACAACAACACACGAUGCAACUACAGUUACAACUUCUCACAAUAGCACAACACACAGUGCAACUACAGUUACAACUUCUCCUAAUACCACAACAAUAUACAAUGUAACUAAAGCUGAAGCAAUUAGAUCCAAUAAUACAACAACAUACAAUGCAACUACAGUUACAACUUCUACCAACAACACAACACACAAUGCAACUACAGUUACAACUCCUCACAAUGGCACAACAACACACAAUGCAACUGCAGCUGCAACUUCUCCAAAUGACGCAACAACACACAAUGUAACUACAGCCACACCUUCUCCCAAUAAGACAACACACAAUGUUGGUACAGCAACAUCUUCUGUCCAAAACAAAACAGCACACAGUGUAACUACAGCUGAAGCAAUUAGACCCAAUAACACAACAACACACAAUGCAACUACAGCUGAAGCAAUUAGACCCAAUAACACAACAACACACAAUGCAACUACAGCUGAAGCAAUUAGACACAAUAACACAACAACACACAAUGCAACUACAGCUGAAGCAAUUAGACCCAAUAACACAACAACACACAAUGCAACUACAGCUGAAGCAACUAGACCCAAUAACACAACAACACACAAUGCAACUGCAGCUGCAACUUCUCCAAAUGACGCAACAACACACAAUGUAACUACAGCCACACCUUCUCCCAAUAAGACAACACACAAUGUUGGUACAGCAACAUCUUCUGUCCAAAACAAAACAGCACACAGUGUAACUACAGCUGAAGCAAUUAGACCCAAUAACACAACAACACACAAUGCAACUACAGCUGAAGCAAUUAGACACAAUAACACAACAACACACAAUGCAACUACAGCUGAAGCAAUUAGACACAAUAACACAACACACAAUGCAACUACAGCUGAAGCAAUUAGACCCAAUAACACAACAACACACAAUGCAACUACAGCUGAAGCAACUAGACCCAAUAACACAACAACACACAAUGCAACUACAGCUGAAGCAAUUAGACACAAUAACACAACACACAAUGCAACUACAACUGCAACUUCUCCAAAUGACACAACAACACACAAUGCAACUACAGUCGCAACUUCUCCUAAUGACACAACAGCACACAAUGUAUCUACAGCUGAAGCCAUUAGACCCAAUAACACAACAACACACAAUGUAACUACAGUCACACCUUCCCUCAAUAACACAACACACAAUGUUGGUACAGCUACACUUUCUACCAAUGACCCAACAACAUACAGUAUAACUACAGCUACACCUUCUCCUAAUGACACAACUCAUAAUGUGGCUAUAGUUACAACUUCUACCAACAACACAACAACACACAAUGUAACUUUAUCUGAAGCAAUUAGACCCAAUAACACAACGACAUACAAAGCAACUACAGUUGCAACUUCUAUCAACAACAUGACAACACACAGUGUCACUACAGCCAAUGUAUUUCCACUCAGUGACACAACAACACACAGUGUUGGUACAGCUACUCCUGUCAAUAGCACAACAACACACAAUGCAGCUACAUCUGCAACUUUUCCUAAUGACACAACAACACACAAUGUAACUACAGUUGCACUUUCUAACAAUGACAAAGCCCACAAUGUAACUACGGUUACACCUUCUCCUAAUAACACAACAGCACACAAUGUAGCUACAGUAACACUUUCUAACAAUGACACAACAACACACAAUGUAACUAUAGCCAAGAAAUUUACACCCAUUGACACAACACACAAUGUAGGUACAGCUACACCUUCUCCCAAUAGCACAACAUACAAUAUAACUACAGUUACACCUUCUAACAAUGACACAACACACAAUGUAACUACAGCCAAUGUGUUCACACCUACUGACACAACAGUACACAAUGCAACUACAGUUUCAAGUUCUCACAAUGACACAACAACACACAAUGUAGCUACAGCCACACCUUUUCCCAAUAGCACAGCGCACAAUGUUGGUACAGCUACACCUUCUAUCAAUAACACAACAACAUACAGUGCAACUACAGUUACAACUUCUCACACUAGCACAACAACACACAGUGUAACUACAGCCACACUGUCUGGUACAACAGAGUACAAUGUAACUACAGUUAGACCGUCUUCCAAUGAUUCAACAAGACAAAAUAUAAUAACAGCUGCACCUUCUCCUAAUGACACAACACAGAAUGUAACAACAACUACACAUUUAUCCAAUGAAACAACAACAUACAAUUUAACCACAGCUACACCCUUUCCCAGUGUCACAACAGAAUAUAAUGUAACUACACCUGGAGGAUUUACAUCUUCACCCAGUCACACAGUUGUUCACAAUGUAACUUCACCUGCCAACAAUCAUACAACAGCCACUAACAAUUACACAGCUGUGCACAAUGUAACUGUCGAAAACAGAAACAGGACACUACACAACAGUUCAAUCACAAGUAACACAACAGUUAGUACAGAUACAACCUCUCCAGCUACACCAGGCAACAAUUACACCACACUGCAUAUUUCAACGGCACCUGACAACAAUCAUACAACAACAAACAAUCUAACUACACUUCACAACAAUUUUACAACAAACAAUGCAACGACACCCAGCAACAAUUUUAUUACAACUUACAACGUAACUGCAACCACACCUUCUACCACUGACACAACAACACAGAAUGUAACUACAGCUACACAUUUAUCCAAUGAAACAACAACAUACAAUGUAACCACAGCUACACCCUCUUCCAGUGACACAACAAAAUACAAUGUAACUACACCCAGUGGAUUUACACCUUCACCUGAUCCCACUUCACCUGCCAACAAUCAUACAGCAGCCACUAACAAUGACACAACAGUGCACAAUGUAACUGCAGAAAACAGAAACAGGACACUACACAACAGUUCAGUCACAAGUAACACAACAGUGAGUACAGAUACAACCUCUCCAACUACACCAGGCAACAAUUACACAACAAUGCAUAUUUCAACGACACCUGACAACAAUCAUAAAACAACAAACAAUGCAACUACAUCUAGCAACAAUCUUGCAACAACAUACAGUUCAACUACACUUAGCAACAAUUUUACAACAACAAACAAUGCAACGACACCCAGCAACAAUUUUAUUACAACAUACAAUGUAACUACAACCACACCUUCUCCCACUCUCACACCUGCCAACAAUCAUACAACAGCCACUAUCAAUUACACAACUGUGCACAAUGUAACUGCAGAAAACAGAAACAGGACACUACACAACAGUUCAGUCACAAGUAACACAACAGUGAGUACAGAUACAACCUCUCCAACUACACCAGGCAAUAUUUCAAUGACACCUGACAACAAUUAUACAACAAUAAACAAUGCAACUACACCUGGCAACAAUCUUGCAACAACAUACAGUUCAACUACACCUAGCAACAAUUUUACAACUAACAAUGCAAUAACACCUAGCAAUGAUGUUACAUCAACACACAAUGCAACUACACCCAGCAACAAUAACACAACAUACAACUCAACUACACCUGGCAACAAUCUUGCAACAACAUACAGUUCAACUACACCCAAAAGCAAUUUUACAGCAACUAACAUUGCAACUACACCUAGCAACAAUUUUACAACUAACAAUGCAACAACACCCAGCAACGAUGUCACAACACACAAUGCAACUACACCCAGCAACAAUAAUACAACAUACUAUUCAACUACACCUAGCAGCAAUCUUACCACAACAAACAAUGCAACGACACCUAGCAAUGAGACAACACACAUUGCAACUACACCCAGCAACAAUUACACAACAACAUACAAUUUAACUACACCUAGAAACAAUCUUACCACAACAUACAAUGCAACAACACCUAGCAACAAUUACACAACAACAAACAAUGCAAUUACACCUAGCAACAAUCUUACCACAGCAUACAAUGCAACGACACUCAGCAAAGAUUUUACAACAACAUACAAUGCAACGACACCUGGCAACAAUCUUACAACAAUAUACAAUACAUCGACACCUAGCAACAAUCUUACCACAACAUACAAUGCAAUAACACCUAGCAACAAUUACACAGCAACAAACAAUGCAACUACACCUAGCAGCAAUUUUACAACACAGAAUGCAACUACACCUAGCAGAAAUUUUACAACACAGAAUGCAACUACACCUAGCAACAAUUACACAACAACAAACAAUGCAACUACACCUAGCAACAAUCUUACAACAACAUACAAUGCAACAACACCUAGCAACAAUUACACAACAACAAACAAUGCAACUACCCCUAUCAGCAAUUUUACAACAACACACAAUUCAACAACACCUAGCAACAAUUACACAACAGAGAAUGCAACUACACCUAGCAACAAUCUUACAACAUACAAUGCAACUACACCCAGCAACAAUCACACAACAGUGCACAAUGCAACUACACCCAGCAAGAAUCGGACAACUACAGCUCCUAAUAACAACACUACAGUGUCAAGCACUACUUCACAAAUCAGUGAAACAACAGCAGCUCCACUGAACAACCAGACUACAAAUCACACCACUGCGGGUGUGACUGAUGCCACAACAGUGGACAGAAAUGACAACAGCCCUACCACAGCUUCCACCACCACCACCCAAGCAACCCAAGGACCAGAGAGCAAUUUAACAACAACAGCAAAUGCAUCCCUUGUUGACACUACAAAUGCAGCUACAACCACCAGAACAACGACGGCCGGUCCAGCCCAGAUAGACAGCACUACUACUCUCCCAACCACUGCUCUCACCAGCACAACCACAACCACCACAGUAACUGAGGCUAGUUCCACAACCAUCCCAGAGACAACCAUAAGCGAACAACAACAACAACAAGAGGAAGAAGCAAACCAGCUGUUGGAUCAAACACAGGAUGCGUCUCAGCUCAACUCCUCUGAGAUUGCACAGUUGGUGGAUAAUUUGGAGAAACUUCUGGACAGCCCCUCUGUCUCUAAGUCAGUGGGACAAAAGGCCCUGGACGCCAUCAACAACCUGUUGGACGGCGACUCAACAGCGCUGUCUGCAUCUUCUAACAGGCUGAUUCAAGCAGUGGAUAAUCUGGGUCUUAAGCUGGUUGUCACCGGUGACUCAGAGACCCUCUCCACAAAUUCACUGGUUCUGGCUGUCAGGACGACGGAUGGGACCAACUUUGCAGCGACCUCCGCUAACAUUUUCAGCACCGAUAAUGUCCAGCUCAGUGCCCUCAGCAGGUCCCAGUUUAAGAGGUCAGAGUCUCCUCUUGGGUCUGUAUUUUUACCUUCUUCGCUCACAUCCGGUCUCAGUCCUGAGCAGCAGCAGCAGGCCAGCAGAGUCCAGUUCACUUUCUACACGAGAAGUUCAUUCUUCCAGGAUGCAGCUUUAGACAACCAAACCAUUGUCAGUGCAGUUCUGGGCUCCAGUGUGGCCAAUCUGUCCAUCAGCAACCUCACCGAAAACAUGGAGUUUACCAUCCGAAACAUCAACCCGGUGCCUGGGAACUACGUGGCUUCCUGUGCAUUUUGGGACUUCAGUAUGAAUGGUGGUGGAGGAGGCUGGAGCUCUGCCGGCUGCUUUGUUGUCAGCGCCACACCUGUAGACACAACCUGCAGCUGCAACCAUCUCACAGCCUUUGCCAUAUUGCUGGAUUUGUCCAGAGAGGGAAUAAUUGAUCGGCAACAUGUACAAAUUCUUACCUUCAUCACCUACAUCGGCUGUGGAAUCUCUGCCAUCUUUCUUUCUGUCACUUUACUGACAUAUCUUUCAUUUGAUAAACUUCUGAGAGAUAUUCCAUCCAAGAUCCUGGUCCAGCUCUGCCUGUCCCUCCUCUUCCUCAACCUGGUCUUCUUGCUGGACGGCUGGCUGGCGCUCUACCCAGCUGUCGGGUUGUGCAUCAGCACCGCCUUCUUCCUGCACUACUUCCUGCUGACAUCAUUCACUUGGGCGGGGCUUGAGGCCCUGCACAUGUACCUGAGCAUCGUGCGAGUGUUCACGCCAUACGUGGGAAAUUACAUGCUGAAGUUCUCCCUGAUGGGCUGGGGUAUUCCUCUGAUUGUGGUGAUUAUUGUGAUAUCAGUGGACAAAAACAACUAUGGUCUGGUUACAUAUGGAAAAUACACAGAUGGCACUUCAGAUGACUUCUGCUGGCUGCGUAACGACAUCGCCUUCUACGUUGGCGUGGUGGCCUACUUCCUGCUGAUCUUCACGCUGUGCCUGCUGGUCUUCGUCGUCGUCAUGGUCCAGCUGCAUCGGAUCAAGAAGCAGAACCCUCAGAACCAGUCCCCCAGCCGAGGCGGGGUGAACGACAUCCGCAGGAUCGCCGGCCUCGUCAUCUUACUCGGCCUCACCUGGGGCUUCGCUCUGUUCGCCUGGGGGCCCCUCUACUUACCCUUCGUUUACCUCUUCUCCAUAUUCAACUCUCUGCAAGGUCUGUUUGUCUUCGUUUUCCACUGUGCUGUGAAGGAAAAUGUCCGCCGGCAAUGGAGAACAUAUCUUUGCUGUGGAAAACUGAAACUGGCUGAAAACUCAGAAUGGAGUCGAACCGCCACCGCCAACAACAGGACUCUGUCGGUCACCACAGCAACCACCUCGGCUCUCAACUUCACCUCUCGGAGCUCCUCCAUCAUCAGCAAUGCCACCAACAGCAGCGGUUCUGUGUUUGCAGACAGCGGAAUAUCUGAUGGCUCCUACAGCGAUGUCGUCCUCAACGAGAUUCACAGGCGAAAUCUGUCAGUGCAAGGCGAGGCCUGAGUGUGAUUACAGUAAUUAUCUACUCGGAGAGAGCCGGACGGAGAUCAGUGAUCUCCUGCAGAUGGAGUAAACAGAGAAACUAAUCGCAGGAGUGGAGGCGCCCAAGAAAUCUGUAGUGUUACACAAGAUGAAGGUUUUAAAGGUGCAGUGAAGGACAAAAGUCAAGACAGGAAGUCAAGGAGCAUCUAGACUGAAGUCAGUGUGACUUGAUAUAAUUUCUACACUGACAGUAGGAAUCAUGAAGGAGACUUAUUAGCAGAGUGAAGAGUGUUUCUGACUGAAAAAUGUAAUCAUUUCACUGUGUAACUCAGCGUUUCUGCAGACUUUAAAGCUUGUUUCAAAGCUACUACUGCAACUAAAUAUAACAUUAUUUUUACUCUGCUAUCGAGAGAAAACCGCAUUUAUUAGUAGCCUAGAACAGACAGCACUCUAUAGAUUAUAAGGCUUUUUUGCUGCCUUUAGAUAUAUUUUUUAACAUGCAGUGGUGGAAAAAAGUUUUCGGACACCCUUAAAAUUUUACACAAUCUCAAAUACUAUCAUAAAAUAUUUGACCAACACCAGCAGCACUCAUGCAUCACCAAACCAUGAUACUGCCUCCACCAUGCUUGUCAGUAGGUACUGUCCAUGCUGGAGAUAAUACUUCUCCUGGCCUUCUGCAUACACUCACAUUAGCAGCAGGAAGAUAAACCUGGAAACUGGACUCAUCUGACCACAGAAUCUUCUUCCAGUUCCUGGCUGUCCAGUUCUUGUGUGCUUGUGGACUAACCUCUGUCUCUUAUUGAUCAGGGGCUUCUUGACAGCCUAGUAGGACCUUCAGCCAUGAUCUAAAAGUCGGACAUGUACAGUGCAGGUGGAACACUGGACACCAGUUUGGUUUGACCACUGCUGCUGAAGCUCCUGUGAUGUCAUUCAGCGGUUUCCCUGCACUUGCAGAUCAUAAUGCAGUUAUUUCUUGCUGAAGAAACCCUUGGACGCCCAGAUCUUGCUUUGUCUUCCAAGCUGUUGGUUGAUCUGUAUUUCUUCAGAGUGAAUCCAACAGCUGAAGGACUGCAUCUGCACUUCCUGGUUAUCUGGCAGCAGCUGUACGUUUCCUGGCUGAGAAUCUGUAUCUUCAUGCAUGUUUCCUCCGUUAGGUUGCUUGUUUUUGUCUCUGAAGAAUUUUCAAAUGUGCUGGCUUUCUAUAGACAUGAAGCACAGCAGCAAAAAUUGCACGAAAUUCAUUAGUGGAUCACUGGUACCAUAAUGACCCAACACGCAAAAUGUCUCAUGUAUUUUUAUGGAACCAACCAAUUUUAAGUUUUUAAUGGCUUUUUAAGGAUUUGUUUUGUAUUUUGGUUGUGAUUGUACUAAAAGAAAAUGCACUUGAAGCCCAAAGAGUAAUUUUUAAUGCGAUUUUUCAUCAAUGCAUGGGGUGUCUGAAAACUUUUUUCUUCCACUGUACAAGGAAAAAAUGAAGAUAUUUCCAGUGUUUUUACAAUCCUGCACUAAAUGCGCAGAUAUACUCAACUUUUUACUCACACAAACACACUAAGAUCAUUCAUCACUAAUUUAUAUGCAUCUGUGAGAGUAUUUAAAGGUUCAGUUCUCCUUUUAAUGUGAGAUGCUGUUUUUAUCCAGUGUUUAUGUGUGAGGCUUAGAGGACAUCAGAGUUUUUGUUUUUUUAUGAUAAACUGACAUGAAGUCUGGUCAUGUGGCGAAAUGGAGCACAGCUUAAUUUAAAAUUGAUCUCCUGCCUUUUUUAAUGAGGACAGAUUCUUGCUAAAUGUCCUUGUGCGAGAGCAUGAAAGAGAAGAUAAUAAAAUUUCAACUCAC